AUGUCUGCAAAGCGGCGCACACUCGAAUUGGGCAAUGUGCUGGUGGUUGGAGGCUGCGGGUUUCUGGGGUGGCACAUUGUUGAUCACCUGAUGAAUUUCCCCUCGGAGUCCGACCCCAGCGUUGCACUACCGAAGCCUCAAGGCGAUGCGCGCUUUGAGUAUCCGACCCUGGGAUCUCGAUACCCUGAGUACAAAGCCACCGUGUCUGUCGUUGAUCUGCGCACCACUCAUAACCGUCUGCCCGGCGUGAAUUACUAUGACGGCGACAUUACUUCCGUCGAGUCGAUGCUGGAGGUCUUCCGCGCGGUCAAGCCCGAUCUCAUCAUUCACACUGCCACCCCAUCUGUGCUUGAUGGAAAUAAGCCGCUGCUGUACAAGGUGAACGUUGAGGGAACUCGCACCCUGUUGCAGGUCGCUGGCGGCGAGCACGGUGACUGGGGUGGCAAGUGCAAGGCAUUCGUCUACACCAGUUCCAGCUCUGUGGUGCACGAUACCCAGAGUGAUUUGAAGAACGUGAACGAGGAGUGGCCCUACAUCCGCGGUAAGCUGCAGCAGGAAUAUUACUCCGAGACCAAGGCCGACGCCGAAGAAAUCGUCCUCAAGUACAACCGUCAGUCUCCGACUGGCAUGGUCACCUGCGCUAUUCGCCCGGCUGGCAUCUAUGGCGAGAAGGACACUACCGUGACCCACAAGAUCCUGGAGCACGGCUCGCAGGCCUCGUCGACCGUCCUGAAGAUGCAAUUGGGCGACAAUGACAACCUUUUCGACUUCACCUACGUUGGCAACAUCGCAUACUCGCACAUGCUGGCGGGCGCGCGCCUGCUGGCGACCUACGACCGCUACGAGUCCGGCCAGGGCGGGCCCCUGGAGCAUGAGCGGGUGGACGGCGAGGCGUUCAACAUCACCAAUGAUUCACCCAUUUACUUCUGGGAUGCGACGCGGGCCAUGUGGGCGCUGAUUGACCGUGUCGUCGAGCCGCAGGAUGUCUGGGCGCUGCCGGAGGGUCUGCUCGGCUCCAUUGGCGGGCUGGCCGAGACGGUGCUGGGCCUGUUCGGCAAAACCCCGCGCCUGACGCGCCGGAUGGUGCGCUAUUCCUGCAUGACUCGCUACUACUCCAUUGAGAAGGCGAAGUUCCGUCUGGCGUAUUCUCCGGUCGUGCCUGUGGAUGAGGGCAUCGCCCGUGCCGUUGGCUACGUGGUUGAGUCGAAGCGCCAGGCGGAGGGCAAGAAAGCGUUAUAA
Molecule: messenger RNA, 1239 nt
Organism: Penicillium macrosclerotiorum
Lineage: Eukaryota; Fungi; Ascomycota; Eurotiomycetes; Eurotiales; Aspergillaceae
Product: C-3 sterol dehydrogenase/C-4 decarboxylase
Exons: 2
Coding region: 1-1239 (412 amino acids)
Biological process (GO): steroid biosynthetic process
Molecular function (GO): 3-beta-hydroxy-Delta5-steroid dehydrogenase (NAD+) activity
Source: RefSeq, a predicted model, not a curated record